Stereum hirsutum FP-91666 SS1 is the source of this 732-nucleotide messenger RNA. RefSeq names its product cyclophilin-like protein. Gene Ontology annotation, biological process: protein peptidyl-prolyl isomerization. The transcript has 7 exons. Gene Ontology annotation, cellular component: catalytic step 2 spliceosome. The record is from RefSeq and is a predicted model, not a curated record. The coding region runs from base 35 to 511 and encodes 158 amino acids. NCBI's taxonomy places the organism in Eukaryota, Fungi, Basidiomycota, Agaricomycetes, Russulales, Stereaceae. Gene Ontology annotation, molecular function: peptidyl-prolyl cis-trans isomerase activity.
CCGCUACGCACGAGCGAUUAUAGGAGCGUCGACCAUGGCAACAAACCAAUCAGUUGUUCUUGAAACGAGUAUGGGUGACAUCCAGCUGGAGCUCUACUGGGACCAUGCUCCUCGUACAUGUAACAACUUCGCAGAGCUUGCAAAACGUGGCUAUUAUAAUGGUAUCAUCUUCCACCGCAUCAUAUCUGAUUUUAUGGUCCAAGGUGGAGAUCCCACGGGUACAGGUCGAGGCGGCACGAGUAUUUAUGGACAAAAAUUCGAGGAUGAGAUUCACCCGGAGUUGCGUUUCACAGGCGCAGGCAUUCUUGCCAUGGCCAACUCAGGGCCCAACUCAAACGGCUCUCAGUUCUUCCUGACGCUCGCGCCAACACCCUACUUAGACGGCAAACACACCAUCUUUGGGCGCGUGAGCUCAGGGAUGCGUGUGCUGCAACGUCUAGGAUCUGUUGCGGUUGAUACGCAAGACCGCCCACGGGAAGAUGUCAAGAUACACAAAGCUCGUACCCUCUGAUCACCCUCUUCUGUCUUCUGACGAUGUCUCUUUCGCGAACAACGCCGUGUUGAAUACCGAAGCGUCGUUUCGCCGCCUCCUCAACAAAAGCUUCUUUCUGCUGCAGGGAUGGAGAACUGACAGUGCGCAAAAGCUGGAUCCAUCAAUCACGCAGCACCAGCGUUUAUGUUUUCUAGCGAGUCCUAUAUGAUGUGCUAUCCAAAAAUAUGCGUCAAUUCAUC